Messenger RNA from Guillardia theta CCMP2712, 1000 nucleotides. RefSeq lists its product as hypothetical. Lineage: Eukaryota; Cryptophyceae; Pyrenomonadales; Geminigeraceae. The record is from RefSeq and is a predicted model, not a curated record. The transcript has a single exon. The coding region runs from base 278 to 1000 and encodes 240 amino acids.
UAUCAUCUCCAGCGCUCUUUCAGCUCGCGGGCGGACCUCCUUUUCUCCCCCCCCAGCGCUCAGUCACUGGACGGUUGAUGCAGACUUUUCCCCCUCAUCUUGAGCGGCGGGCGCAAUUGUCUCAGGUGCAGGCAGCUGAAGGCUCCUCCGGGCUCAUGGCAGCUAUACUGUGGAGCUCUAUCCCCCCGAGUCAGCGAGUCAGCCUUCUUCCCCUUUCCCCCUGGAGCCCCUCCUUCGGAAGACUCAGAACCCACAGCGGCGCUUGCAAUACUCUUUGAUGGAGGCCACCAACGUUCACCCUUCUAACCAGUGUCCCAUCCACCUCGCACGAGGUGUCGAUCGCUUCCUGCAUGGGCUACCCCCGGCUAGGCUGCCUCCCACCUGUGAUCGUUGUGCUACAGCUCUGGAUCCAUCGGCGGGAAGCAGUGUCUCUCAUUUGGCCAACUGUCGUCAUCGCGCUGCUCUCUGGACCACUGCACAUGAGCAGUGUACUGUGGUUCUUCGCGACAUUUGUGUGGAGGCUGGUAUCGUCACGAAGCUCCAUCAACAGGGACUGCGACACACCCGGACCCUCGUCCCUCAGCAUGGCCCCACCAACCGACACAUGGGCGACCUUUGGCUCCCUGGCCUCUCCACCCACACCUGGAAUGGGCUGGUUCUGGACUUCACGAUGACACAUCCCUACAACAGCAGCGGCAGCCCCGUCGGACUUUCUGCGCUCUCCGGCCCCGCCCAACAGAAGAUUUCCGAUCAUCGCGCAAGUUAUGGCACCCAUCACCCGCCGAAGGCCUUUCUUCCCUUCACUGCAGGUACGGAUGGUCUUCUUCAUGCUGACGCUUUGCGGUUUCUCUGGUACCUGGCGGAUCACCAUGGAGCUACGCUGACAGCGGAGUGGGAUGGAUGCGCUCAGGAGGCGGUGUAUGGGGACCCUGGCUUUCAUCGUUUGCGUGCUCGCCUGUUUCGGCAGUAUCGCUCUCGUAUGGGUCUUGCUAUCGGAUGA